GGGGCCCAGCCACGGCCAGCUCUAACACUCUUGUUCUGUUGCAGGGGUUGUGCUCACCUUUGGGCUAGUUAGCAGCCUUAGAAAUGCCUUCAGGUCUGUUGAAAGGGAGCAGUUGAUUUUGGAGUGAAUGGUGGCUUGUCAGAAGCUGCAAGGAUGAGGGGGCGGCAUUGCCAGAGUGAAAUGGAAUUGGCUUGCUUUCCUGGGGUGGGGGCGAGACUGAGUGGUUCCGGCUCUGCACAGGACCAUGCUGCUUUGCUGUGUGGUGACGUGAAAUGACAGUCUUGGUUCAGAAAGGUGUGUCUCUCAGUGCUGUGAGUGGGCGAGGGCAGCCUCGUGUGACAUAGGCUGUUGAACUUGCUGCUGGGGACAGUACCAAGUGCCUGGAGGCUGUUGUCACAUGUUUGACGGUUCUGUGGCAAAUGAGUGCUGAAGAAACUAGACUGUUGAGGUUUUUAGAGCGGAACCUGGAGUCCAUUUUAAGUUUGGUUUGUAGCGUACACUGUGUGGCAAGCGUUGGGGUGGCAGCCGUGGUUUUUUUCCUAGUGUGUACCUAAGCAGAGUAGUAAGAGAGUGAUGUUCACACUGUUUUCUGGACACCUGUUUCUUACACCCACUGUGCUGCCUUACACUUGAGACUUUGAUUAAAUCUAUUCUCUACAUAUUUGCCUUGAGGCAUCGGAGCAGUAGUGCUACUAUACUGUGCAUUUUCCGUGUGUGGGUAAGCUGGAGGUUCAUGGUGUGGUAAGUAUGUGCCUAAGAUGCAUGGUGAUUAGGUAAAACUAAUUUGUAAUUUUUCCGUUGGGUGUUUUUUUUUUGUUUGUUUUUGUUUCUUUUUACUGUUUGAUGCCUUUUAAAAAAUUUUGAUCUCUUUUCUGAAGCAGAGAACACUCCUUUUCUGGUAUUGGGUUUCUACAUUAAUUGACCAACUAACACAUUUUUGUGUAAGUUUUAAGUAAAGGGGACCAUGUAACUGAAUAUUAUGUUAUUGACCAAAAUGGCAAACGUUUUCAUAGGGUCAGCUUCCCCCAAGAAGAGCUUCUGUCAUUGUUUCACUACAGGGCUGGUGGCUGCUCUGAUUGUUCAUAGAAUUCUUUAAACUGGGUAGCACACUGUACAGGCUUUCUUGAUUUCAUUUGGCCAAUGCAAGAAUUUCAUUGGCUCCCCCCCCCACCAAAAAAAAAAUUAUUCCAUAGAUUGUUGGGAUUUUAACUUUUUACAUGGGAAAAAAAUUACUUAUGCAUGUUCACGCUGGGGGUCUCACUUCCUUGAGCAUCUGUAUCUUCCUUAAUCUCUCUUAAGGCACAGCUCACUGGAACAUGAAUGAAUCUUUAGUAAAUUCAUCUAAAUGCUAGGGAAAGCUGAGAGAGUCUUCCUUUAAUAGGAAAACAGCAGCACGUUUUUUCCUUCUCUCUACCCUCUUGGGGAAGAGCACCUUAAGGCCUGUAUUAGCUCAUGAGAUUUCAUCCUAGAACAGUCGAGAAAGCAUCAGUCCUAUCCACAGUCUCCCUAAUUAAUUAAUAAAAAGAUUUAAAAUUGUAAGCAAUGCCAACUUCAUUUUUUUGGGGUUUUUUUGGAGUUCCAAUGCUAAUAAAUUUCUUUUCAAUUGGAAAUUGAAGAAUCAGGCUGGUUUUGAGAUUAGUACUAGCAAUGAACCUACCUUCCAUCUGUGGAUUUAAAUCCUUUAGGGGAACACCCCUUUUAGAUUUUUGCACAUUUGCUAAUAUGGCACGACUUUAAAACUGACUUUGUCUGUUCUUACAUAAAUCUAUAGAAGAACCCACUCCCCAAAUAUAGCAUAUUUAUUAUCUCCCCUCAGACCUCACUGAACCUUGGUAUGCAGAACAAAUAAAACACAAUCAAGUUAUUUAUCAAGGUGAUCCAAGGUUUCAGUGAUGCCAGGGGACCAACCCUCAGUGCAGGGUGUCCAAGGGUCACCACGAUGUCCAUGGAAUACCAGAAUCUAUAAGGGUAUGGUCCUGACCUAAGAUGAGGGGCCAAAUGCUAAAUUUACAGAGACGAUUUGUGGCCUUCUUGGAUUAAAACAGUUGUAAAAGACCAGGCCUGACCUAUAAUUGGUGUGUAAAGAAUUAGCAUCCGCCCUGUAGAUCUGCCAGAGAAGGCUACCUCCUGCAGUGCUAUCUCUUGGUGAAUGCUAACUCUGCUCAAAGGCCUUUUGGGGGAAAGGACAGUGAAAAACCUCUAGAGAGGUAAGUUUUCCACCCUUCCAACCUCUCUCCAGCUGCAGCUUGCUUGGUGCUGUCAGAAUCUGGACUUGGGGGGAGUAUCUCUGUAGUGGAACCAGUGACAGAAGCUGUUCUUUAGAAUUUUCAGGAUUGGCUGUAUUCUGCGGUCAGAAUGAGAGAGUCAAGCUGGGCAGAAUCUCUCGCCAAGAGUUCAGGUAAGGUAAUGUUUAUUCACUGGGAAUGCUUUCCACAGCCAGACAGCUUUGCUGACAAUCUCAAGUUUUCUCCCAGUUUGUUUAAAUUUACAUGAUAAAUUUGUAACUUUUUAAAACUAAAUUUUGGUUGGAUUUACCAUGAAAACCUUUUUUUCUUUAUCCCAUGCAAAAUGGUUUGAAAUGUAAUUGUUUUUUAAAAACCCUAUGUGUUGGAAAUUCUUUAAUCUGUUUCCUCUUUUUCCUCCCUUUGAAAGUUUUGCAUAGUGUAAGCAUUUAUUAUGUCUUUUACCUUCCCUCUGCUCCUCCCCUGUGGGAGAUACUAAUGCUAUGAUCUGUGCUGAAAAAUGGCACUCUAAAGGUAUGGGAAGGAAGGAACCCCAAACUACAACCUGCUGUCCUUUCACGCCUUCCUUUGGAGACUGUUCCAUCAGUGCCGAGGUGUGUGAGAAAAUGCUUACUGCACCGCCAUCUUACUGAGUUGCUUCACAUGAGGAAAAUGGGGUUUUGACCCUGCCACUCAGUGACUCAGUUCCACAUUUUGGAUUGCAUACUGGAAAAGAAGCCAAUCUUCUUGCUAGUAAACCAACAACCCAGCUGUAUGCAGUGGUGACCCAAACAAUGGAUAUAAACCUAAAAAUCUAAGGGAGGGGUGAGGUGGAAUACAAUAGUUUUUGGAAUCUGAAAUCUCCUAUUUAUUUAAUCAGGUUAUUUACUGAGACUUGACAUAAAUCUGAUUGGUGGGGAUCUCUUAGGAUCUAGUGGACACCUGGUAUUAACUUACUCUCAGAGAAAUACCAAUUAACCCAGAGAGAAGUCUGGGUUCUGGAAUUCAGUGAGAGCUGCCUCAGGACAAUUGUGUAUGGCCUCCAUUUUUGUCUGUCAUUCAGAGCUGGCUUCCAGUCACAGUACCCUUUGCUGGAAGGAUCUGGGGUAGAUGGGUGGAUGGGUUUCUCAUUCAUUUUUUUUUUUUUUCCUCCCUUCGGGGUGGGGGAUUGCUUUGGCUUUCUUUUGUUGUGGUUUGUUUUGUUUCAUUUUUGGCAAGAUCAGUUUUCGCUGCAAGGACUUGAAAAGACUGAAGGAUGCCACCUGUUUUUCCUUGAGGCCUUGAUUUUUAUAUUCUGUCCUGAGCAGAAGUUAUUCCUCACAGCCUAGGGAACCAAUAGCAUCAGCGAUUUUAUUCAGUUACUCUUUGGGAAGUUUUGGGUUCUGUUUUUUUUUUUUUUAUUCUCUUUCCUUAGCAGCAAGGUCUUUAUUCCUGGAGAAUCUACUCCAUUGUAGACUCACUGCAACGUCAGGAGCCCUAACCGAUUAAGUGCUGUCAGCUUGAUGUACUACUGCGGACUCUGGAAACAGAUAUUGGUUCUAUUCUGUAUUUCCACUGUGUGUAGCUAAAACAACGGUCGGAGGCCAGAUGACCUGUUAGAUGGCUAGCUUUGUAUAACUCGACUCUGUAUGUUCCCAUGUAUGUUACCACAAUGCUCCUCCUGUUGUACAGUGUCUGUGCGAUGCUCUUUGAAGAUGGUACUUUUUUUUUUUUUCAUUUUCAAUAAAAGUACAUUACCUCCCACUUCCUGGUAUUUAAUCCUGUUGCUGAAUGUGCCUUGUGUGAGUGUGUGCUCCGGCGUUGCAGGACCUCAGAGCUGGAGGUGGCAUUCGGUGGUUCUUGGGGGCUGGCUGCCUUCCUCACUGCAGGUGGUGUUAGACAUAUGCUACCUGAGGCCUUCAUGGUGAAACACCUCCUGGAGUACUCCCAGGCCACAGAUUCUAACCUCAAGUACAGCUUGCUGUUAGUCCUGGGCCUCCUUCUGACAGAAAUUGUGCGCUCCUGGUCACUUGCACUGACUUGGGCAUUGAAUUACCGAACUGGUGUCCGCUUGCGGGGGGCCAUCCUCACCAUGGCAUUUAAGAAGAUCCUGAAGUUAAAAAACAUUAAAGAGAAGUCCGUGGGUGAGCUCAUCAACCUGUGCUCCAACGAUGGGCAGAGGAUGUUUGAGGCCGCCGCUGUUGGCAGCUUAUUGGCUGGAGGACCCAUUGUUGCCAUCUUGGGCAUGAUUUAUAAUGUAAUUAUCCUGGGACCAACAGGCUUCUUAGGAUCAGCUGUUUUUCUCCUCUUUUAUCCCGCAAUGAUGUUUGUAUCACGGAUCACUGCAUAUUUCAGGAGAAAAUGUGUAACCACUACAGAUGACCGUGUCCAAAAGAUGAAUGAAGUCCUCACCUACAUUAAAUUUAUUAAAAUGUAUGCCUGGGUCAAAGCAUUUUCUCAAAGUGUUCAAAAAACCCGAGAAGAAGAACGACGGAUAUUAGAAAAAGCCGGGUACUUUCAGAGCAUCACUGUUGGCGUGGCUCCCAUCGUGAUGGUGAUUGCCAGCGUGGUGACGUUCUCUGUUCACAUGACCCUUGGCUUCGAUCUGACAGCAGCACAGGCUUUCACAGUGGUGACCGUCUUCAAUUCCAUGACUUUUGCUUUGAAAGUAACUCCGUUCUCAGUAAAAUCUCUCUCAGAAGCAUCGGUUGCUGUUGACCGGUUUAAGAGUUUGUUUCUGAUGGAAGAGGUUCACAUGAUAAAGAAAAAACCAGCCAGUCCUCACAUCAAGAUAGAGAUGAAAAAUGCCACCUUGGCAUGGGACUCCUCCCACUCCAGUAUCCAGAACUCACCCAAGCUGACCCCCAAAACGAAAAAAGACAAGAGGGCUGCCAGGGGCAAGAAAGAGAAGGUGAGGCAGCUGGAGCACACUGAGCAUCAGGCGGUGCUGGCAGAGCAGAAGGGCCACCUCCUCCUGGACAGCGACGAGCGGCCCAGUCCUGAGGAGGAAGAGGGCAAGCACAUCCACCUGGGGAACCUCCGCCUGCAGAGGACGCUGUACAACAUCGACCUGGAAAUCGAAGAGGGUAAACUGGUUGGAAUCUGUGGCAGUGUGGGAAGUGGAAAAACCUCUCUAAUUUCAGCCAUUUUAGGCCAGAUGACACUUCUAGAGGGCAGCAUUGCAGCCAGUGGAACCUUUGCUUACGUGGCCCAGCAGGCCUGGAUCCUUAAUGCCACUCUGAGAGACAACAUCCUCUUUGGGAAGGAACUUGAUGAAGAAAGAUACAACUCUGUGCUGAACAGCUGCUGCCUGAGGCCUGACCUGGCCAUUCUCCCCAACAGCGACCUGACUGAGAUUGGCGAGCGAGGAGCCAACCUGAGUGGUGGGCAGCGCCAAAGGAUCAGCCUUGCCCGGGCUUUGUACAGUGACCGGGACAUCUAUAUCCUGGAUGACCCCCUCAGUGCCUUAGAUGCCCAUGUGGGCAACCACAUCUUCAACAGUGCUAUCCAGAAACAACUCAAGUCCAAGACGGUUCUGUUCAUCACCCACCAGUUACAGUACCUGGCUGACUGUGAUGAAGUGCUCUUCAUGAAAGAGGGCUGUGUUACGGAAAGAGGCACCCAUGAGGAACUGAUGAAUCUAAAUGGUGAUUAUGCUACCAUUUUUAAUAACCUGUUGCUGGGAGAGACGCCGCCAGUUGAGAUUAAUUCAAAAAAGGAAACCAGUGGAUCACAGAAGAAAUCACAAGACAAAGGUCCUAAAACAGGAUCAGUAAAGAAGGAAAAAGCAGUGAAGCCAGAGGAAGGGCAGCUCGUGCAAGCAGAAGAGAAGGGGCAGGGUUCAGUGCCCUGGUCAGUGUAUGGUGUCUACAUUCAGGCUGCGGGGGGCCCCUUGGCUUUCCUGGUCAUUAUAUCCCUUUUCAUGCUGAACGUGGGCAGUACCGCCUUCAGCAACUGGUGGUUAAGUUACUGGAUCAAGGAAGGAAGUGGGAACACCACAGUGACUCAAGGGAACAAGACCUCUGUGAGCAGCAGCAUGAAGGACAAUCCUCACAUGCAGUACUAUGCCAGCGUCUAUGCCCUCUCCAUGGCUGUCAUGCUGAUCCUGAAAGCUGUUCGAGGAGUGGCCUUUGUCAAGGGCACGCUGCGAGCCUCCUCCCGGCUCCAUGAUGAGCUUUUCCGAAGGAUUCUUCGAAGCCCUAUGAAGUUUUUUGACACUACCCCCACAGGAAGGAUUCUCAACAGGUUUUCCAGAGACAUGGAUGAAGUCGAUGUACGCCUGCCGUUCCAGGCUGAGAUGUUCAUCCAAAACGUCAUCCUGGUGUUCUUCUGUGUUGGAAUGAUCGCAGGAGUUUUCCCAUGGUUCCUGGUGGCAGUGGGACCCCUCGGCAUCGUCUUUGCAGUUCUGCACAUUGUGUCCAGGGUCCUGAUUCGAGAGCUGAAGCGUCUGGACAAUAUCACACAGUCACCUUUCCUCUCCCACAUCACAUCCAGCAUACAGGGCCUUCCCACCAUCCAUGCCUACAACAAAGGACAGGAGUUUCUACACAGGUACCAGGAGCUACUGGAUAACAACCAGAGUCCUUUCUUCUUGUUCACAUGCGCAAUGCGGUGGCUUGCCGUGCGGCUGGACCUCAUCAGCAUCGCCCUGAUCUCCACCACCGGGCUGAUGGUCGUUCUCAUGCACGGCCAGAUUUCCCCAGCCUAUGCAGGGCUGGCCAUCUCUUACGCUGUCCAGUUAACAGGGCUGUUCCAGUUUACUGUCAGACUGGCAUCCGAGACAGAAGCUCGCUUCACCUCAGUGGAAAGGAUCAACCACUACAUCAAGACUCUCUCUUUGGAAGCACCUGCCAGAAUUAAGAACAAGGCUCCCUCCUCUGACUGGCCCCAGGAAGGAGAGGUGACCUUUGAGAAUGCGGAGAUGAGGUACCAAGAAAAUCUGCCUCUGGUCCUGAAGAAAGUGUCCUUCACCAUCAAACCCAAGGAGAAGAUCGGCAUUGUGGGCCGGACAGGGUCAGGGAAGUCCUCUCUAGGGAUGGCGCUCUUCCGCCUGGUGGAGUUAUCUGGAGGCUGCAUCAAGAUUGAUGGCGUGAGAAUCAGCGAUAUUGGCCUUGCUGACCUCCGAAGCAAACUCUCCAUCAUUCCUCAGGAGCCAGUGCUAUUCAGUGGCACAGUCAGAUCAAAUUUGGAUCCCUUCAACCAGUACACUGAAGACCAGAUUUGGGAUGCCCUGGAGAGGACGCACAUGAAAGAAUGUAUUGCUCAGCUACCUCUGAAACUUGAAUCUGAAGUGCUGGAGAACGGGGAGAACUUCUCGGUGGGGGAGCGCCAGCUCUUAUGCAUAGCAAGAGUCUUGCUCCGUCACUGUAAGGUUUUGAUUCUAGAUGAAGCCACAGCUGCCAUGGACUCGGAGACAGACUUACUGAUUCAAGAGACCGUCAGAGAAGCAUUUGCCAACUGCACUAUGCUGACGAUUGCCCAUCGCCUACAUACAGUCCUAGGCUCUGAUAGGAUUAUGGUGCUGGCCCAGGGACAGGUGGUGGAGUUUGACACCCCAUCGGUCCUUCUGUCCAAUGACAGCUCCCGGUUCUAUGCCAUGUUUGCUGCUACAGAGAACAAGAUAGCUGUCAAGGGCUAACUCUUCUUGCUGUCGGCGUCUUUCCUUCGGAGCAUUGCCAUUCCCUGCUGGGGCGGGCCGCUCUUCCUGUCCUGCCGAAACCUUGCCUUUCCCGAUUUUAUCUUUCGCACAGCAGUUCAGGAUUGGCUUGUGUGUUUCACUUUUAGGGAGAGUCAUAUUUUGAUUAUUGUAUUUAUUCCAUAUUCAUGUAAACAGAAUUUAGUUUUUGUUCUUAAUUGCACUCUAAAAGGUUCAGGGAACCGUUAUUAUAAAUGUAUCAGAGGCCUAUAAUGAAGCUUUAUACGUGUAGCUAUAUCUAUAUAUAAUUCUGUACAUAGCCUAUAUUUACAGUGAAAAUGUAAGCCGUUUAUUUUAUAUUAAAAUAAGCACUGUGCUAAUAACAGUGCAAAUUCCUUUCUAUCAUUUUUGUACAGUUUGCUGUACUAGAGGUCUGGUUUUGCUAUUAGACUAUAGGAAGGGGUAGCAUAUUGUUCUUUACUAGAUGGUUGUUUCACGGUGCCAGGUUUUCUGGGUGUCCAAAACGAAGAUGUGUGGCAAUAGUGGGCCCCUCCAUCGGCCCCCUCUGUCACCUCCCCACAACCACUCCGGGGCAAGGUGGAGUAGGAGAGGGGGCCAUUGGAGGCCAUGCAGAGCGCCGUGAAUUCUCAGGGCUCCUGCUUUCUGUCCUGGUGUCACUUCCCUGUUUGUGUCAGGAGGGCAGUGGGGCAAAGCCCCAGACGCUUUUUCAUUUCCUCUGUCAGGAACGAGAAUCAGAAACAUUCCUCGGCAAAGGGGAGUUUCUUUCCUGCCUUCCUCUUUUUGCUGUUGUUUCUUAACAAGAACCCAGUCCGAGUGCCCCACUGCCUCAGGUUCCUGACGCUGGCCACUGCACAGAGCUAUCCGGCUCCUGGACCUGUUGGUUCCGAACCCUGGAGCCAACUGCUGCUUUUUUCAGUGGUACUUUUUCAUUUGCCUGGUCCCACACCUCCACAGUUCAGUGACAGGGUUCAGGAUUUUGUGGGUCUGUUUUCCUUUCUCACUGCAGUUGUCGCACAGUCUCUCUCUCUCUCUCCAAAGUCUGCGACUUUAAGCAGCUCUUGCUAAUCAGUGUCUAACACUGGUGUAGAAGUCUUUUGUACUGUAAAGAGACCUACCUCAGGUUGCUGAUUGCUGUGUGGUUCGGCGUGUUCCCGCAAAUUCCCUUUGUGCUGUGGGGCCAGUAGCUCAGGUGGGCGUGGUCGCUGCUGUCAUCAGUGGAAUGGUCAGCGUUGCAUGUCGUGACCAACUAGACAUUCUGUCGCCUUAGCAUGUUUGCUGAACACCUUGUGGAAGCAAAAAUCUGAAAAAGUGAAUAAAAUUAUUUUGAAUUUUGUAAAA
Hipposideros armiger (great roundleaf bat) is the source of this 9195-nucleotide messenger RNA. RefSeq names its product ATP binding cassette subfamily C member 5 (gene ABCC5). Gene Ontology annotation, cellular component: membrane. The transcript has 26 exons. Gene Ontology annotation, molecular function: ABC-type transporter activity; ATP hydrolysis activity; ATP binding. NCBI's taxonomy places the organism in Eukaryota, Metazoa, Chordata, Mammalia, Chiroptera, Hipposideridae. The record is from RefSeq and is a predicted model, not a curated record. Gene Ontology annotation, biological process: transmembrane transport. The coding region runs from base 4105 to 7839 and encodes 1244 amino acids.